ACUCGCGUGCAGAUGAAAUCUCUAAACCCAAGUUCUAAUGCUGAAGCACUUAUAAAAAGAAAAGCUACAUUAGAAAAAAACAAACAACUUGAAGCUGCUGUUCAAUGGUGUAAAGAAAAUAAUGUAAGAGGACAUCCUGCAAUUAAAACUAGACAUUUUCUACUUAUUAAAGAUCGUGAAACUAUAAACCAUGGGAUGGGAAAAUAGUCAAUGGUCUUGAAAGGCAGUACUGUGCAAUUCUUUUGGAGGAAGAAGAGAUGUCAAUUGUUUCAUACAUUAGGAAUAAAAAUCGAGCAAUGCAGGGCAUAAACAAAGCAGAACCAACAAAACUUGUCCUUGAUGUUCUGAAAGUUAGACAAUACACAAAUAAAAGAUUGAAAGGUGGGAGAAAAUUCACAGCAUUAUCAGCAAAUGCAAAAAAUGCUUUGAAACAAAACAAAUUAGGUAAAUCGUUCUGGAUGCGCUUUAAAGCUAAGAAUCCAAGCUUAACACUCAAACGAAAUGGAAAUGUGUCAAAUAGAGCUCUCAAUUUCACUAAGGAAAUGGCAUGUUCCCACCUUGACAGUCUUGCAGAGGAAUUGAUCGAGGCUGGCAUUAUGACUGAAGCAGCCCAAAAGGAAACUUUAGGGCUGUUUCAGAGUUUGGUCUGGAAAUAUUGAUCUAUGCAGAAUAUUUAAUCACAAUUAAACACCACAGUUUAUAAAUUUUGGUGUUGAUGGUACUCCUGCUGGUCUUGUUUUUGCUGCAAAAGGGGAAACAUGUUGUAAAAUGAUAAGAGAGAACCGUGAAUGUGUCACCAUUCAUCCUCUAGUAUCAUUUUCAGGAGACCUUUGUGUCUGUCAAGUACUCUUUGGUACUGUUGGAAUAACUAAUCAAAUGGCUCCACAGGAAGCUGUGGCAAAUAUUCCGCAUCUUCUAAUAACAACGUGCAAUCAUGGUGUAUCUGAUCACAAUUGGUUAUUAGAUAUGUAUAAAGAGUUUGAUGAUUAUCUUACUGAAAAAAAAGUUGCACGACCAGUAGUUUUGCAGGUUCACGGAUCAAUGAAAGGAAAAAAUGUGUUGGACUUAUAAAGAUAAUAAAGAAACAAAAAGAAGCAUUUUUACGGUGUAAAAAUGUCUGCAGAAAGUUAUCUUGUAAAGUGGAUGGGAAGAAACCGCUAAUGUUUUUAGCUGCUGCAGCAACCAACAACUCACUCAAACAUAAGGUUAUUGAGCAUGAAAGUGAUGAAGAUGUUAGCAGUUUGAAGGAUACACCAAUAAACUGACUUUACAGUUCUUAUGUCCAUAUAACAAUAUGUGAUAUGAAGAAAAUUCCAUUGGUAUUUAAAAGACUGUUUUUUGAGAUGACUGGCGUGCAGAUGGAUAUAGAUGGAAACAGAGUGAAUGCUGUAAAAUUCCACGUGGCUCUCCAGUUUACUCAAAACUCCAAUAUGCCACAGUUAUAUCUACUGGGACAUCAACUUUAUUUCAGAAGUUUGUGUAUAAAGAUUUAAGCCAAAAAUAUGUUUUUGUCAUUCAUUAUAUGGGAAACCACAACCUUCCUGUCCUUAAGCCACAUGGAAACUCUAAAAAAGCUUUUAACUUCCUACCAACAGCUUUAUCAAUGAGGAGUGCAAUUGUUAAUUCAAAAAAUUACAAAGAUCUACUCAUUGAUGUCAAAUACGAACAGAUGCAGUUUUAGCCAAGAAAUCCAAACAAUUUAAUUAUGUAAAAAGUGUUAAGGCAGCAGAAAGUUAUCAGGCAAUGGAAUUCAGGAAAUUAGUAGUUUGUUUGACGGAGGAACCUCCAGCAUUUACUUGGGGUAUUUAUAGAUAAUAACCCUAUUUCUAUCAUCCAAGAUGAUGCAUUUAAAAUUUUUCCAUCUUUAAGAGAACUGAUUAUAAAAAACUCAUUCUUAAAUGCAGUACCAAAUGCUGUUAGAAGAAUUCAACUUUUAUAUAAGUUAGAUCUUUCUAAUAAUCCUAUUAAAGACUAUGGAAGUGGCUCAUUUGAUUCAAAACACCUAAAGUCUAUAAAUCUAUCAAACACAAAAUUAACAUAUUUGGAUAAGAGUUUUUUUGAUAUGCUUCCAGACAUAAAUGAGCUAAUUUUAAACAACCUUCCACUUGAACAACCUGUUGAAAUAAAUACUUUUGCUUCAUUGGUUUCUCUCAUUAAUUUGGAGUUAAGACAUAGCAAUUUACAGGAGUUUCCAGAGAGCAUUGUUUUCAGUUUGCCAAUGUUACAAUCUCUAAAUAUUUUUGACAAUGUUUUUACAUGUGGGUGCUCAAUAUUAUGGCUUUACAAGGAAAGUUGGAUUCAGCGGUUUUGGUCAAAUGAUAUAAAUUUUCAUCAAUUUUUGUGCAGAGACAAAAUAACUUUUCAUUUAUAUUAUUUGUCAAAAACAAACAGUACAGAAAUUUGCAUUCCAACGUGGAGUGAAUGGUCACCAUGUCUCUCAACUUGUAGUGAUAACUUCAAAGAUCAAAGCAGAAGUGCAGAUUGCAUAGUUGAUAAUGCCAACUGUAAAGAUGGGAAGUUUUAUGAAGUGAGAAAGUGUGAGGCAAAGGGAUGCUCUGUUGAAACAGAAAGUAAGAUGAACUUUGCACCGUUAGAACUAAAACAAGCAGAAGAUCAUGCAAAAGGAGUUUCCAGUAGUGUGCAUAUUGCAAUAGGCUUUGGUCUCUUUAUAUUCUUUAUUGUUGUGGUUGCAGUUUAUAUGAAGUGCAAAAAUCGCAUAUAUAUUGGCAAAGGAGCGUUUAGCAAAUCGCCUGAAAAAGACUUUUCUAACUUAGUCUCAUCAAGCACCAAAAGUUUUUUAAAAGAUAAAUGGAAGUUUCUUUACAAAAAUAAAGAUAACAUUCCUCCUGUGCCUGGAAAGUAUAGAGGUUUUUUUCCGACCUAUGCUGAAGAUUCUUCAAAUAUCGCAAAAGUUAUUCCUCGAAGGCCUCUUGAAGACGACUUCAAUAUUCCUGAACACAUCAGGGCGAUGCAGAUUCAAUCUCAAAGUCAAUUUAUUCAAGAAAAUGUUUCUGAUACUCGUCUGAAUCACCCAUUACAAAAACAUCAACCGCCAUCACAACGAACCCAACCGCUGCCACAACGAAUAUCCUCAGAAGGAAUGUACUCUACUGUAAAUGAAUCAGCUGGUCCUUCUCGCAUUGUGCAUCGUCAUUCAGAAACAAUUGAGCCUUACGACGAUACAGAAUUUUAUAUUGAAGUAAAGCAAUCCCAUCACGAUCUACAUGAUCCAGAAGAUGAGACAAACGAUAAUAAAAAACGAGGGAUCUUUUUUAAUAUGUUUUAGAUCGAUUAGUUUAAUUUUUA
Messenger RNA from Hydra vulgaris (swiftwater hydra), 3306 nucleotides. Lineage: Eukaryota; Metazoa; Cnidaria; Hydrozoa; Anthoathecata; Hydridae. The record is from RefSeq and is a predicted model, not a curated record.